Molecule: messenger RNA, 1059 nt
Organism: Aureobasidium musti
Lineage: Eukaryota; Fungi; Ascomycota; Dothideomycetes; Dothideales; Saccotheciaceae
Source: the annotation of a GenBank genome assembly
AUGCUGAUCACAUUCCUUCAGGGCUGGCAGAACCCAGCAGGCGAUAAGUUCUUCGAGCAGCGACGUCAGCGCGCCAUAAAUGCCGACGAGAAAAGCCAGAAGAUCAUGUUCGACAUGAUGGGCGGAAUUGGAGAAGAGAUGAAUGCUUCUACUGGCGCGUUCAACUUUCUCAACGCCACGCCUACGGUCCUUGACCUCUGUGCAGCACCAGGAGGCUUCAUCAAGUAUGUCCUACACAUCAAUCCUUCUGCAAAGGUGGAUGCUCUGAGUCUAUUGGAGCANAAAGGCGGCCACAAGAUCAGGGUCCCUUUUGGGCCUUCGGACCAACGUGUGUCAGUCGUAUUCACGGACGUCAGAAUGUUCGCCGAUGAAUUUGGACUGCCAGAAAUCUUCAAGGACCCUAAGAGCAAGACAGAUCUUGCACUUCGCUGGCCAUACACGAUCAAUCGCUACGACAUGGUCAUCUGUGACGGACAAGUUCCACGUCAAAACCAGGUAGAAGGCAACCACUUCGAGCCCACACGCCUUACAUACUCUCAGCUUUACCUGGGUCUGAAGAGAGUUGCGUCCGGAGGUACCAUGAUUGUGCUCUUGCACAGAAGCAGUCGCAUCGGCAUCUUCAGACUCAUACGCAUGUUCUGCCAAUUCUCACAAGUCCAAAUCUUCAAGCCUGCAAAGUUCCACGCCAUAAAAUCUUCCUUCUAUCUUGUGGCCAAGAACAUUCAACCUGAGAGCCCUGCCUGCGUCGAGUCCAUGGAUCUGUUCAGACUUGUCUGGGAGUGUGCAACGCUCAAAGAUGAGGAUGCAUCGUCGGCCACGUUAUGCAGAGACCUCGGUGUUGUCGAAAAGUCCUUGCAGCCCGAGCUCGAAGACUUUGGCCAGAAAUUUGUUGACCUGGUCCGUCACACUUGGAAGAUACAAGCAGAUGCUCUGGAAAAUGCACCUUUCACUAAACAUCCAUCGACUCCACGUCCCAUCUACACACACUACCUCAAGGGCAAAUGCGCGUACGGCAAUCAUUGCUUCAAGUCUCACGAGGUGCCCGAUAUGGACGGAUGA